Solanum pennellii is the source of this 755-nucleotide messenger RNA. RefSeq names its product guanylate-binding protein 2-like. The record is from RefSeq and is a predicted model, not a curated record. Gene Ontology annotation, molecular function: GTP binding; GTPase activity. The coding region runs from base 241 to 630 and encodes 129 amino acids. Lineage: Eukaryota; Viridiplantae; Streptophyta; Magnoliopsida; Solanales; Solanaceae. The transcript is spliced from 6 exons.
GUAGCUGAGAGCCUGUUGUAUGCCCAAUAGCUUCUUCGCAGGAGUAGCGGUUUUCAAGUGGCUGCAACUCAUCGGCCAUGCACAAAAGGUAUUUGGCUGUGGAGUUCACCUUUAAGGAGAACAACUCUUGAUGGAACAGAAUACAACCUGUUACUGCUUGACACAGAAGGAAUUGAUGCUUAUGAUCAAACGGGUACAUAUAGCACACAGAUAUUCUCCCUGGCAGUCCUUCUUUCAAGUAUGUUUGUAUAUAACCAGAUGGGAGGUAUCGAUGAAGCUGCGCAUGACCGCCUCUCUCUUGUCACUGAAAUGACUACGCAUAUUCGUGUUAGAGCCUCUGGAGGAAAGGCCAGUGCAUCUGAGCUUGGGCAGUUCUCCCCAGUCUUCGUUUGGUUGCCUAGGGAUUUUUAUUUGGAUUGGAUCGAGGACAACCGCAAAAUAACUCCGCGGGACUACCUUCAACUUGCAUUGAGGCCAGUUCAAGGUGGUGGGAAAGAUGUUGCUGCUAAAAACGAGGACUCUGUCUUUUCUCAAUAUCACUUCCACAUGUUACAUUAUCUGUUUGCCCAUACUCAGAACUUCACACUAUUUACGCCAGCAACGAUGGAGCUUAGUCUUGAAAUAAAAUAGCUCAUCUCUUUCUCACAUGUAUAUGCAACUGCUCUAUUCAGAUUACAGAAUUCACAGUGAGUUAGCUUGUGAGUUAGUUUACAGGGAAUUUGCAUGCUAUGUACUUAAAUGAAUAUAAAACUGUU